Messenger RNA from Eimeria tenella, 3420 nucleotides. RefSeq lists its product as uncharacterized. The record is from RefSeq and is a predicted model, not a curated record. NCBI's taxonomy places the organism in Eukaryota, Apicomplexa, Conoidasida, Eucoccidiorida, Eimeriidae. Bases 1 to 3420 code for a protein of 1139 amino acids. The transcript has 14 exons.
AUGCGGGCGAGGCAAGACGACGCGCUCUGCAGCGCCUUCUACAGGAGGGCUCGCGCGGCCAAAACUGCUGAAGAGGCCCCCAACGCCGCGCUUCCCCCCCUGCGCGGCUACGUAGGGUACAACAGCCGCUCUCGGCCUCAGGCCCGUAACCCUUCUUCAGGCGAGGCCCAAGACUGGGAAUAUCUUUACAAGACAGUAAACGCAGAAAGAAACAGACUUGAAUAUGAAAACAAGGCCAUUGGAGCCAGCCUGGAAGCUCUUUUCCAGAAGAACUAUGCGGCUGAAGUGCAGCUGCGGAACUUGCGGGCUUACGCUACGCGCUGCGCGGGGCUCUACGCGCCCAACGCCUCCGACGCAAAAGAACUGGUGACCCUCGUGGCCAACAUUUUGGGGCUUUUGGGCAGCAGCACAGCAGAGCCCAUCAUCUCCCGCGUUCCCGAAAUCCUCGCCAUGGUUGCGGCCUGCCCAGUGCACGACCGGCGGCUUUACGCAGCCACGGAGCAGCUAAAACGCAAAGCUGGGGACUGUGGCUUGGCCGCUGCAGCGGGCGCGAAAAAGCCGCAGACUUCUGAGAUUGGCUCCGAUGGAGCCAGCCUGGACCUGCGGUGGCUGGCGGCGGCGACAAAGGACGACGCGUGGCUGCAGAUGAGCGACAGGUGGGAGUUUUGCCCCCUUGACCUCCGCUGGCUGGCCGUGGCCACCAACGACAGGUCUUGGCUGCUGAACAGAUUUGUGUGGAAAAGAAGUCCCCGGGACUUGAAGUGGAUGGCGGCAGCCACUUACAACAGAGAGUGGCUGCUCCUGGGGGCCUCCGACCGGUGGCAAGCGACUCCCCCCGCAAUAAAGCUGCGAGCCAUUGAGGCACAAGACCCCAGCAUUGUGCGGCCCUCCAUUUCGGAGGCCGCCCAGUACACUUUAGAAACCCGACUCCGCGCGGACAUUGAACAGGAAGUGGCCGCACGAGAAGCGUACAUGCAAAGAGAAAAGGACGGGGAGCGGAGGGGCCCCCUGAGCGCCCAGGGCUCAGCACUUUCUGCAGCAGACUUGACAGCAGAGCCCGAAAGCAGAAAGCCCUUCUCCAGCCUUCCUGUGGCGGGGGCCCCCAAGCAGGGCCCCGGGGAGAAGGCCGGGGGGGCCGCCGGAUUCCCCAAAGAGGGUACGUUGAAGGCCUCGAAGCCCCCCAGCCCCAACAGUGCCCCUCCCCCUUCUGAGCCGUUUAAGCCCAAGUUCGGCACUGUGCCCAUAAAGAGGCCCCCGGAGCAGGACUCUCCAGCAGCAGCAGCACCACCAGCAGCAGGAGCCAAGGCUGCAGCAAAAGGCCCCGAGGCCGCCAAAUCAGGGCCCCCGGGAGCCGCCGGCAAGGGCCCCCUGGGGGCCAAGGGGGGGCCCCCAGGGGAUGCAGCCAAGGGCCCUGGGGGGCCCCCAGGAGUCAAAACUGUCCCAUCUCCAGCAGCAAAAAAAGAUGCAGCUGCUGCAGCGCCGCCAGGGGCCAAGCCGGCCAGUACCCUGCCAGCCAAGACGGGGGGCCCCUCGCCGGCCAAAGCCGAGGGGCCCCCCACGGCCCAGACCAAGGGGGCCCCCAGCGCCAAAGGCGAGGGGCCCCUGGCAGCAAAGGGGAAAGAACCUUUAGCUUCAAAGGCCGAGGGGCCCCCAGCAGGCAAAGGGGGCUUGCCCCCAGCAGCAGCUAAGGGGAAGGGGACCCCUGGGGCCAAGGCGGAGGGGCCCCCAACAUCUAAACCCGAUGGCCCACCAGCCCCCAAAACCCUCACGGCCCCAGGGGCCAAGACCACCCCUGUGGGCGGAAAGACCAGUGGACCUCCUGGUCCUCCGGGUGCGAAGGGAGAUGGAUUACCGGGGCCUCCAGCGGCCAAAGGCGAGGGGCCCCCCUCGGCUGCGAAAGGGGGGCCCCCAGCCCCACCGGGAGCCAAACCGGGGGCCCCCCAAGCGGGCAAACCUGCGGGGCUGCCUGCAGCAACCCGGACUGUUCCUGCAGUUACUUCUAAAUCUCUGUCUGCUCCUCCGGGUAAGUCUCCUGGCGCGCCUGCCGGCAAAGCUGAAGGAGAAGGGGGGCCCUCACCGGGGAGCCCCCCAUCGAAGCCUCCAGCAAAGGCUCCAACGGGGUCCCCCUCGGGGUCCCCUACCGCACCCGCCUCCACAGGUUCCCCGAAACCCUCGUCGGGGCCCCCGUCAAAGCCCCCCUCGAAGGCCCCCACGGGGCCCCCCACGGGGCCCCCCACGGGGGCCCCCACGGGUCCCCCGUCGUCGAAGCCCCCCUCGGGUGCCCCUACGGGGCCCCCAUCAAAGGCCCCAGCAGGAACCCCAUCGAAGCCUCCAGGGGGGCCCCCGUCGGGGCCCCCGUCAGGGCCCCCUGGAGCGAAGAAGGGCCCCCCUCUCUCAAAAGGGGCUGAGUCCUCUCCUGCAGCAAAGAGCAGCGAAGACGGCGAAGCAGCUAAAAAGGCUCCGGGGCCUCCGGGGAAAGACACGGGGGAGCUGAAGUCCAAGGGCCCACCUCUUUCGAAGGCCUCUCUCCCAGGCGCUCCCACCCCCCCCGGAGGGGGCCCCCCAAAAGCCCCCCAAAAGACUGCAAGUCCUCCCCCUGCGAAGUCUGAGACGGAAAAGGCAGGGGCACCGCCAGCGCCGCCUGGCGCCAAAGACAAGGCCCCUGGGGGCCCCCCAAAGGGGCCCCCAGGAGGGCCCCCAGGGGGACCCCCAGGAGGGCCUCCUAAGGGGCCACCAGGGGGCCCCCCAGGGGGGCCCCCAGGAGGGCCUCCUAAGGGACCAUCGGGGGGUUCCCCAGGGGGGCUCCCAGGAGGGCCUCCUAAGGGGCCACCAGGGGGGCCCCCAGGGCCCCCUAAGGGUGCUGGAGGGCCUCCUUCACCUCCAAGCAAGUCCCCAGGGCCUCCCAGUGAUAAAGCAGGGCCCCCACCAGGCAAGCCGAAAGGGCCCCCUGGGCCCCCCCCUAAAGCCUCGACAGCCCCAGCAGCUUCUAAAGGGCCUGAGGGGCCCGCCACCCCACAGGAAAAGGCACCAGUGGCCCCCCCGAAAGAGAAAGGAGCUCUUCCCCCGGGGAAGCCAGCUGCCCCUCCUUCUGCAGCAAAACUUCCUCCUGCCCCCGCAGGCAAGGGGCCCCCGGAGGCCUCCCCUCCCCCGGGGAAGGGGGCCCUCCCCCCAAAAGGGGGCCUUCCGAAGGCCCCACCAAAGGCUGCAGCAGAUGCAGCAAAGGCUGCAGCAGAUGCACCAAAGGCCGCAGCUGAUGAAACUUCCAGCCCCCCAGAAGGAAAGGCCGCCAAAGCAGCUACAGGGAAAGGACCGCCAGCGCCACCCCCCUCGGGGCCCCCCAAGAAACUCCCAGCUCCAGGGGGAAAACUUCCAGGCGGUCCUCCGAAGUUGCCGCCUGGCCCCCCAAAACCAAAGAGCUAA